Moesziomyces antarcticus is the source of this 1692-nucleotide messenger RNA. RefSeq names its product RNA splicing factor prp9. Lineage: Eukaryota; Fungi; Basidiomycota; Ustilaginomycetes; Ustilaginales; Ustilaginaceae. Gene Ontology annotation, biological process: mRNA splicing, via spliceosome. The record is from RefSeq and is a predicted model, not a curated record. Gene Ontology annotation, molecular function: zinc ion binding; RNA binding. Bases 1 to 1692 code for a protein of 563 amino acids. Gene Ontology annotation, cellular component: spliceosomal complex; nucleus. The transcript has a single exon.
AUGGCAGACACAUCGCUCAUCGAAGUGGCGAGGCAGACGCACGAGGAGGCAGAACGCUACCAGCACGCGCUCGUCGACCUGCUGAUCUCCUCGGCCACGUCGUCGUCGACGCUCACACACAAGGACAGGCUCAAGCGCGCACACAAGGCGUCCGACCUGCUCGACCGCGUCGCAUCGCGCUACCAGUACCUCGACCGCUUCUACGCCGACGAGCAUGGUGAUCGGCAGCGCGAACUCGAUGCGCUUUCCUCCACGCGCACCACCACGAAAACAGACGGCGACGACGACGGGUUGGGCGAGUUCUACGAGCGACUGGGUCGGGUUCGCGACUACCACGAGAGGUACCCGGGCGCGCUGCCCGACACGUUCUCGGUGGAGUUUAACGCGCUCGAAGCGGAUGGAUCGUCGCAUGCCGACGCAGGUUCAUCGCAAGCUGCAGCAGCGGCAGGAUACGCAGACGACUUUGUGGACCGCAUGUUUUCGGGCGAGGAGAUGGCGGGACGAUUCCUGGACCUGUACGUCCACCACGAGGCGUACCUCAACCUCAAGGGGGCCAAGCGGCUGAGCUACUUGAGCUACAUUGACGAUGUCGGCAAGCUCGCCGGGCCGAGCUCGCCCAUCCCCAACCACGCCAAGAAGACGGACGCGUACCGCAGCUAUCUCACGGAGCUCAGGAGGUAUUUCGAUGGGUUCCUGCGCAAGACGCAGCCGCUGGCGAACGUGGACAAGAUCUCUACAAAGGCGGUGGACUCGUUCGAAGAGGCAUGGGAAAGGGGUGCGGUGGAGGGAUGGGAGCAGCAGGGGGCCGAGGUGUUUGGCGCCGCGGGCGCGGGCAAGGCGAACGUGGCCGAUGGGACGGGGUUGGUGCAGGGCGAGAUGGGGGAGCAGGGGAUCUGGUGUGUAGCAUGCCGGAGGUUUUAUGCCAAGCAGACGGUGUACGAUGCGCAUCUGCGGGCACCCAAGCAUCUCAAGGCGGCAGCGCGACAGCAGUCUGCAGGCGACGGCGCAGCUGCACCUGGUGGUGGUGAGGCGCACAGCGAGGCGGAGAAGAUCAAGGCGCGAGUGCGUGCCAAAGCGCUGGCACGCGACGAAUGCAUCAUCACCGCACUCGCGCACGAGCUCACCUCCAUCCGUGCCGAUACCAAAUCCAACGUCGAACGCAAAGCAGCCUUGACGGAUCGGGAACGACAAGCCGAGGCCGAGGCUGCCGAGGAAGAGCUGAACCGCAUGACGUCUCUCAACCCUACCUCUGGUCUCGAUGGAGAUGUGGACGAAGCGACGGGGAUGGAUGACGAGGAUGGAUUGGGCCGGGUGUAUAAUCCGCUCAAGUUGCCGUUGGGCUGGGAUGGACGACCGAUUCCGUUCUGGCUGUACAAGCUGCACGGUCUGCGCAACGAGUUCAAAUGCGAGAUCUGUUCGGAUCACGUCUAUCAUGGACGCAAGGCGUUCGAGAAGCACUUUACCGAAUCGCGCCAUGCGUUUGGAAUGCGUGCACUCGGCUUGCCCAACACGGUGCAGUUUCGCGAUGUGACGAGCAUCGCUGAUGCGCUGGCGUUGGCAGAGAAGCUGCGCAGACAGGGUAAGGUCGAUCAGGCAAAUGCGGGUGUUGAUGGACAGGAGGUCGAGGAUGAACAUGGCAAUUCGUAUACCAAAAAGACCUACGACCUGCUCAAGCGACAAGGCCUCAUCUAA